Messenger RNA from Aureobasidium namibiae CBS 147.97, 1599 nucleotides. RefSeq lists its product as uncharacterized. The record is from RefSeq and is a predicted model, not a curated record. The transcript is spliced from 5 exons. Lineage: Eukaryota; Fungi; Ascomycota; Dothideomycetes; Dothideales; Saccotheciaceae. Gene Ontology annotation, cellular component: lipid droplet. The coding region runs from base 1 to 1599 and encodes 532 amino acids.
AUGGCAGUCCAAGACAGGUCGAAGAGUGCAGAGGUGGCAUUGCCGUCUAUAGCAGCGCUCUUCGUCGUUGUCUUUGACCGCAAGGUAGGGUACACGAUAGCAUGGAAGCGUGCAAUCCCAGACCUCGAGCUGGAUGGCGUGGUCGAGUACAAGUCGCUCCCCUCGGGCCUUCAUAAUUGCGACUCGGAUCUCGUCUACUUCGUCCACGAACAAUAUGCUGGCAUCAGCGCCUUCGCAAACCGGCCUGCCCACGAGUUUGAGAGAAAUGCACACUUUGCCGCUGUUGGUCUGCUCGUGCCUUUGACAUAUGGACGCCUGGGCCGUAGCUGGUUGCAUGCUCACCAACUGCGCCGUUUGGUCGCCAACACAGUCGACGAUACCGACAACACACACGAGCUGCAAGAAUACUGGGAACACCACCGUCUAGCUGCCCAUGAUGAGCCACAUCCCGACCUUGGCCACAACUCGAGUCAACGCAAGCGACGCGCUCUGUCCGACGCCGCAGGCUUCCAUCCUGCCGACCCUACUCUGUCAGAAGACCAUCCCGCCAUGUCUCUAGCACAUGAUCUCGAUACUUUUGGUCCUCUGAUCUUCCCGCUCCAAAGAGCCGCACUCGUCAAGAAAAGCAUAUUGAUCAUAACACCAACGCCCGUUCAGCCCGCUUGCAACCUUGUCUACAACUUGUCCGUCCUAUCGAAUAUUCCACCUUCGGCAGCCGACUUGGCAUCCAAAAAGGACGCUUUGUACCCACUCAGGCCAUUGUUUAACGUCGGUAUUCAUGAUAUUGACUACCUGUCUCAAUUAGCCACCAAAACCAAGCAACAAACUUCUUGGAUUGCAUGUACUUCUGACGACAUACUAGCAACCAAGUCGAACCUCUACGAUGUGCUUGUCGAGCUACCGCAACGUACACUGGACACGCCUGCCGUCAAACAAUGGCCUCGUGUUCGUACUGCUGCUGGCGAAGACAUCAAGGCGACCCAACGAGAUCUGAGACGCUACUACACUCUCAAGCGUGAGCUGAACAGGGUGCGGUAUCAAAACCAAACGGUUCACCACAUGGAGGCCGAUCGGCCAAUGGACGACGACGCGAGAGAGAGCAAACUGGUCGAACCUUCGUCAUGGGCCUCGAUUGCCUACACCAGUUUUCUCUGGUGGGCCUCGGCAGGAGAAAAGGACGCUUUGUUGAACGACGAGGCUUGUCAAGAUGCAAGAUUGCUAGAUGAUUUGCCUCUACCAGCGCCGGGCAAGAUAAGUCCGAGCAGCGGCAGGAGGUCUUCUUCUGUCCAGGACGGAGUGGCCGGAGUUGACGUGAGGUUCCAAUCGGUGGCAGUGAUCCUGAUAGCCUAUGCACAUCGCCUUACCACAUUGGUCAUGGAGACAUUGGCCGAGAUGAUCGAAGCUGCCGACGUUGAAGUCGGAGAGGGAGAGGAGGGCACGAUAAGCAUUCACAGUGAAGACUUGAGAAGGAUGGGACUGGACGAGUGGAGCUCAAACGAUGGAGAGUUUGUCAAGGAAAUGGCGGCGCUUUACUUUGGACGUGAAGACAUUCAGACGGUUGGCCGGACAGUUGAUCUUUGUGGCAUGAGAGUGUGUUAA